UUUAUUUGUGCCUUGAAUAGGACUGCUUGUGUUCGGGCGCAUUGCAUAGAACGCGAUUAUUAUCGACAUCUGUCAAAUCUUCAAUUUUACGUGUUUUGUGGUAGAGAUGGUGGAUUUUUAAUUGUUUUACUGUGCCGGUGCGAAUUUACUCAGUGUUCAGUUAAACUAAGCCUUAUAAUGUUUGGAAUUUGUGAUUCUGUGUUUUGUGUAUAGCAGGCUCGUAGCCAAAGUGGCGUUUGUGGAUUGAGGAUCACACACUUGCUUAUUUGGAUUAAAAAUACUCACAAAACCCGGUCGCCAUGUUCAACUUCAUGAAGAAGUCGACCGUCCUCGCGGGCGACCCGGGGGGCUGCGAGGAGCGGGACGGGGAGAAAGAGAGACGGAAGAAGGAGAAGAAAGAGAGGAAGGAACGAGAGAAGCGGGAGAGGAUAGCUGCGGGGCUCGAGGAGCCGCUGAGGCUUGAAGAGGUUCGACGAUCUCUGAAACUACGAGGCAGACGCAAAGAAAAAGAGAAACUCCCCUCCGGCAUCACAGCUGACUACACCGCUUCAUUAUUCGCGCAUCUCGAGCAAGACUCCAAUUACUCUAACUACCCGCUAAUACCCACCUCGGGAUCUAACUCCAAUCUCAGCGACGAAAAUAACCAUCUUUCUCCCGGAUACCCCACCACGCAUGUUUGGAAUAGAAAGGAAGGCGUUCUUCAGUCGGACAGCUCCGAGACGUCGCUGAACUCUCUAAACAAUCCCAAUAACGCCAACAGCAGCCCGCGGCAGCCGCAAGUACUACCUCCCAUUCCACCCAGACCACCAAAGCGUGGCAUACUUAAAGGGCCCCGACUUAGCAAUACUAGUUCUAAUUCCCAAGAAAGUAACAUACCAACCGUUGACACCGUCGAUUACGUCAACGGCCAAGAUUCCAAUGUACUAGCGCGUAAUACGCAGCAAAACGAAGUAAUUUCGUACGGUAUACCGCCGUCUAAAAGCACUUCAUCUAGCGAUGAUAUGCAGCAAGUUCAAAACUUUACUAAAAAGGUCAUCCAUAGUCCAGUUGAAAAUCAAGUCAAGAACAAUUACAAGAACGGUGGCAACCCAUCUAUCACCACUCAGGACAUGGAUGAGUUGCCGAAAACGAAUGGUAGCAGUUACUUAGGUGUCACAUCAACAUCUCCAAGCGCUGAUUCGUUGACGGACACGACUACUAAUUCAUCAUUCGCUACUCCGCCCUUUUCUACAUCUCCUGUGGGCGAAUCUCAGGGCUUCCAUAGAUGGUCACGGACAAGCAAUUUCGAAGACGUUUAUCUGCCUUUACCAUCCUUAAAACCGCUGCAGCUUCCUAAACCAAGAUUGCUGACAAUCCAAAGACAGAAAGCUCCAAGAAACGACUUCGGGUUUAGUCUUCGCCGCGCGGUGGUACAAGAAAGAGUUUUCAGCGGCGAUUGUAACGGCCACGAAGAAAAUGGACUGACCAAUGGUGAUAACAAAUGCAACGGCAACAUUACUAGUGCCGUUGCUAGCAAAGUUAUACAGAAAGCUGUGAUACUCGCAGAGCCAGGGUCGUACCCUGGAGCCAGUGAGUCGGGCUUGCUGCCUGGCGAUAGACUUCUGGAAGUCAACGGGGUUAACGUGGAAGGCAAGAGUCGCGAGGAAGUUAUAGACCUUAUCAAAAGCAGUCAAGAUUCAGUCACUAUCAAGGUCCAGCCAAUAGCUGAGCUGUCAGAGCUGUCGCGAAGAAGGGCGGUGGACGGCGGUGGCGAUGUCGAGCUUUCGGACAGCAACGUCCGAGGUGGCACGCUCAGCCGCUCCGGCAGCCGACGCUUCACCAGCACCCAGGCAAAAUCAGAAGAGCAGUUAGCAUGCGAGAAAGAAUGGCUGAAAGCUGGGCACAUGUGGCUCGCACACCGAGGCGGGUUCACUGCCGUAGUGCGAGAGGGGGACGCCGACGCCGGCCGUGCCAGAGUGAGGGUGCUGCAGACUGGGGAGGUGCUCACUGUCGAUGAAGAUGAUCUGGAGAAGGCCAAUCCGCCGCAGAUGGAACGCUGCGAAGAUAUAGCUUCACUACGCUGCUUGAACGAGUGCGGCGCUCUAAACGUGCUACGUUCGCGUCACGCCGCCGGGCUACCUCACGCCCGCGCGGGCCAUGCACUCCUGGUCCUUGGGCCGCCUAAGCGCAGCUCACCGAUUUAUACUGAGAAGGUGGCAGCGAUGUUCCGCGGCUGCCGUGCCGACGACAUGCCACCGCACAUAUUCGCGGCAGCACAGUCUGCCCAUCGUUGCAUGUUGGCUUCGCGGCGUGACCGCGCCAUCGUCUUCACUGGGAGGUCGGGAUCUGGCAAAACACUGGCCAUGCGGCACUGUAUCUGGUACUUAGCGAGUGCGUAUCCAGCUCAAGGCUCCAAGCUCACACCUGAACGGCUGAGCGCAGCAAUGGAUAUACUGCAUAUGUUUGGAUCGUGUCGCACGGGCUCCAAUCCUCACGCGUCGCGCGUGGUAUCUCUGGUUUCCCUGGACUUCGAAGGUGGAGGCGCUCUAGUGUCAGCCUCCGUACAGACCUUACUGCUGGACCUGCGGCCUGGCCGGUCUCGGCUGACCGCCUUGCAUACACUGUUCCACGGUUGCGACGGCCGCCUUCGCCGCGAACUACUCUUCGACCAAGCGCCCGUCAACGCUCCCAACCCCUUCCUCACGUCGAGCGAGAAAGCCGACGCUCCUGCUGACUUCUCAGCAUUGAAGGAAGCCUUCCAGUUACUAGGAGUUACUGAACAAGAGCAGAUGGCUGUGUGGAAGAUACUGGCUGCUAUCUGCCAUCUGGGAUGGGCUGGAGUCGUCAAAGCGAACUCCGGUUCAGGCAUGAAGUACCAGUUCGGCAACGCGGGCCUAGCGGCGCGAGUACUCGGCGUGACUGCCGAAGAGCUUACUAGAGCUGUGUUUGUCGCCACCGGCCCUUCGUCGCCACAGCCUAACAACAACCUCAGAACUCCGUCUCCAUCCACUGAGAGGGAGAUAUCUGGCGCCGAAGCCCUGGACGCCUUCGUCACUGGCCUCUACAAUGAGACCUUCAACAUCAUCGCUGCACUGGUCAACAGGAGCAUCUCUACAUCAGCACGAACGUCAGCAUCUCUGCUGCUUUUGGACGCGCCGGGCGCUGACAACCCCAUGUCUUCGGUCCACCAGAGCGGCGCUCCGCUCUCCAAACUGCUCUCCAACUAUCUACAGGAGCGUUUGCAAGCAGUCUUCCACGAUGCCAUGCUGGUGGCGCCACGGGAGCGCUACGCACAAGAAGGCAUCACACUGGACGACGGGGCUGAAGAAGAUUGGCUGUCGGAGACAGUGAACCCGGGACCGAUGGUGGAACUCCUCGACAAGUCUCCGCAGAACUCGAUCGUGCGCAGCUCGCAAGCCGACCUGCGCGAGUGCGACCGCCGGGGACUGCUAUGGCUCUUGGAUGAAGAAUCAAUGUAUCCUGGCUCCUCCGAUGACACAUUCUUAGAGCGAGUGAUGACGCACUACGGGCCCCCGAACCAAACUCAGUACCUCAUCAAGAAAGCACCUCACGCACGGCAGUUUGUUCUGCAGCAUCUCCAGGGCACAAAUCCUGUCCUGUAUGACGUCACUGGCUGGGUGAAGGCGAGCCGAGAAAACCCUGUGACGAAGAAAGCGCUCACGUUGCUGCAAGAAAGCCAAACCGAGGAGAUUGGCCGCCUGUCGGGCUGGGCGCGCGGCGCAUGCGGCGUCGGCGCUUGCGCGUGGAGCUCGGCCGUCGGCGACAACGCCACGCUGCGCCGCGCCUCGUCUAUUCGACGCACGCUCACCGCAGGAACAGCGGGCAUGAAAAGGCGCUCAACAGCUCUACAAGCCAAGUUCGUAGCAGACGGAAUAGUUGACACAUUACGUCGCUGCGGCGCCGGAGGCGUGCAAUUCGUAUGCUGCCUUCUUACGGCCCAGCCAAACGACCAGAGCGAUGAUGUCAACGUGCCACUACUGCGAUCGCAGUUCCGUGGCUUCCAGCUUCUGGACGCGGCCCGCCUCUACAAGCAGGGCUUUCCGGAGCACAUGCCGCUCUCAGAGUUCGCAAGAAGGUACCGCCUCCUCGCAACAUCAGAAAGCGAAUCAGAAGAGGCACCGCCCUCAACACCCCUGUCGGAUCGUCAGGUCGUGGACGAUAUGCUCCUAGCUCUGGACCUAGAUGUGACCAGCUACAGACUCGGGCUAACUCAGAUCAUGUUCCGCGGCGGCGUCGUCGGCGGGCUGGACGCGCGCCGCGACGCUGCGCUGGCGCGCGUGCUCGUCCGCCUGCAGGCGCGCGCGCGCGGGCUGCUCGCGCGGCGGCGCGCGCAACGCCUGCGCACGCAGCACACCGCCGCGCGCUGCGUGCAACGCAACGUGCGCGCGUUCCUCGCUGUGCGUGACUGGCCGUGGUGGCGGCUGCUGGUGCGAGUUACACCGCUGCUGGCCGUGCAUAGGACUGAACACCGACUCAAGCAAGCACAGGAAGAGCUGGAGACCCUGCGAGCUAAACUGGAUAAGGUGGAAAACGAACGCACACACUUCAAGAAUGAAAACGAAAGGCUCGAAACAAAGCUGUCGGAGGUGGGCGGUGAUUUGGCGGAGGAGCGCGCGGCGGCGGCGCUCGCCACGGAGCGUGCCGACGCCGAGGCGGCGGAAAGACUCCGCAUUGAACGGGACAACCGAGAUCUGCUCGCUAACAACCAACGGCUGCAGCAGGCAUCCGAACGUCUGGAACUGGAGCUCCUGCACUGGCGCUCAGCCGACAACGGAGGCGCCGAGCCUUCAGACUCCGAGGGUUCAGAGGCAGACGCCGCAGCCAACGGAGACAAGUACAAGAGGAGAUACGAGCAGGCUCACAGGGAGCUGCAGUUACUGCGGGCACAGCUGCGUCGGCAGCAUGAGGACGACCUCGAGCAACUUGUCACGGUCAAGAAGCAACUCGAGAAGAAGGUGCAAGAUGCGUAUGAGGAAGUGGAGGAGCAGAGAGCAGUGGCCGCGCAGUGGAAGCGAAAGCUACAAAAGCUGACCAACGACAUGGCCGACCUGCGGUCACUACUCGACGAACAGACCUGCCGCAACAACUUGCUCGAGAAGCGCCAGCGCAAGUUCGACGCCGAGCUCCACGGAGCGCAGGAAGAGCUGAAGAGAGAACGAGCUGCCAAGGAGCGCCUCUCGCGCGAGCGCGACCUCGCGCACGCCGACAAGUACGCGCUGGAGCAGAGCCUCUCUGAAGCUCGGCUAGAACUCGAGCUGAAAGAAGAACGCCUGACGGCGGCGCAGCGCGAGUUGGAAGAGCGUGGCGGCGGCGGCGACGAAGUAGCUGCUCUCAGGAGGACCAGGGCUGAGCUGGAGCGAAGAGUUCGCGACCAGGAGGAGGAGUUGGAUGACCUGGCUGGACAGAUACAGUUGCUGGAAAGUUCCAAGUUGCGUCUAGAAAUGUUGCUGGAGCAGCAACGCAAGGAAGCCCGCCUGGAGGCGGCCGCGCGAGAUGACGAGAUGGAGGAAACUCGUGCCAAUGCCUCGAAGAAACUCAAGAUCCUGGAAUCUCAACUGGAGAGCGAGCACUCAGAACGCAGUCUGCUCCUUCGUGAGAGACACGAACUAGAACGGCGGCUAGCCGCUUUAGAAGAGAGCGCACGCGCAGAAACCGUCGAGCAGACGCAGCUAGUGCAGCGGCUUAAGAGAGACCUGAAGCGGUACCGCGCUUUGCUCCGCGACGCUCAAACCAUGUUGGAACAGAAGGAAAAGGAGGGUGGCGCCAAAACACAGAUCAGACAACUUAAAAACCAGGUGGAGGACCUGGAGCUAGCGGUCCGCGCAGCCACGAAGGCGAAGCAAGCGGCCGAGGCAGAGGCGAGCGAGGCAACAGCCGCGCUCGAGGAGGCAAAUCGCGCGCGCAACGAGGCGGCCGAACGCGCGCUCACCGCUACCAGAGAUGCGGCCACGGCGCGCGCUGCGCUGGAUGAUGCUGAGGAAGAGGCGGCUGAGUUGCUAAAGAAAUACCGCGGCAGCACCAGCGCACUAUGCGCGGCGCAAGCCGAAGCGCGCGAGGCAGCCGCCAAGGCCGAGGCGGCCACAGAGGAGGCGAGGCAAGCGCGAGACAAGCUGGCCGAGCUGGCCCAGCGCCUCGCCAGCGCCGAGGCGGGACACUCGCACACGCAACACGAGGCGGAGCGGCGGCUGCAGCUUAGGAACAAGGAGCUGGAGUCUAGCUUAGAACUGGAAGCGACAUCGCGCGCGCGCCUCGAAGGGCAGCUGGCGCGGCUGCGCGACGCGCACGAGCAACUCGCUAACGAGUUAGCACAAGCGAGGGCGCGCGAGCAGCAGGCCGCCGACGACCAGCGCAAGCUGGCCAGGCAACUUAGAGAGCUGAAAGAAGAAAACUCAGCGUUAAACGCAAAGUUAAGCGAGGCGGGUCGCGCCAAGUGCGUCGCCGAGGCAGCAGCCGCCGCCGCGGCGAGCGAGGCAGCCGCCGCAAGGGACGAGGCAAGACUCGCCGCGAGGCGAGCGCAUGCCCUGCAGGAGGCUAUCGCGGGAGACUUGUCUAGCCCUGGAGAUGAUGUGCCCUCUGAUAGUGACAACGACAGCUACAGCUCGGACGAGUCAAUCGGCACGUUCCUGGCGAACCACAAGCUGAGCCCCUCCGCGCCCUCGCGCAACAGCAUGCAGCUCGACUCGCACAAGUCGGGGACCCCAGAGGGACGCGCGUCGCGCUCGAGCGCGGGCUCAGGCUCGAAGCCCAUCAGCCCCACCAAGGAGUCGUUCGCAUAACCCGCGCCCGCCGCCGGCGCCGGCGGCCUGCUCGGCGCGCUGCCCGCGCUCUGCGCCGCCUUCUGCGCGCGCCCCCGCCCAUCACUACACACCGUGCUGGACUAGACGACACACACAGUUGCAAUUGUCAAUGUUUAUCCCACUUCUGAUAUCUUAGAAGGGAUAUCCCACUUCUGUCGCAUGAAGGGAAAAAUCCCACUUCUCAUUUGUUAGAAGGGAUAUACCACUUCUGAUAUCUUGAAGAAAAUAUUCCUCUUUUGAUAUUGCACACUAUUCUGCCUCUACAUGUGCCUUUGCUUUGAAAUUUAAAAGAUGUGAUCAUGCAAAGGCUCCGCAGUACACAUAUAUUCUGCUUUCAAGGUGGAAAGUGCGACUAUUAUAAAAUUUACCCUAGUGUCUAAAAUAUACAGACUUUUGAAGAGUAAACUGACAAAAUUAUAACAUCAUCAGAUGAAUGAUCUAUAAUAGCAUUUACAAUUGCGAAUGUUAUGUGUCUGUGUCAAAUAAAGUGAACCGUCACAGACGUCACAGUGCCGUGAAAAGACAAUGUUUAACGUAUAUUAGUGUCGAAUUGAAUAAAGUAUUAUUAACAGUGCUUGGAAUUACAGUAUCGAUUAGACUGCUCAACUUUAUAAACUUUUUCAAAAUCUUUUAUAUGAGCUUUGAUAUACACAAUAGCCUAAAUGAAUUUGUAUCUUUAACACAUUUUGAUAUUAGGAACAAUAUUUAUACAGCGUGAGUGAUGUGCCCGAGAAGUAGAGAAAAAUUGAAUUGAAUGCAUUCCAGAAUAUUUAUUAUCUUUAUUCUUCUUGGCGCGGCCACACACUGUCUCUCUGUAGCCACACUGUAGUUCGACCCUAUAUGUAGUUUCCCAUAGAGAAUUUGGUCUAUGAGUAAUGUUGUUGAGCUGCGUGCGACCAGCCAGUAUUUAGACACAUAGAGGCGAGAUCUUACAAAGUAAUGUUAGGUUCUUUGUUAUUUAGUUAGCUAACUUUUGUAAAUAACUAGAUGGCAUAAACAUUUUAUUAUUUAAUUUGUAAUAUUUGUGUGAUCAGACUGUUAUUCUAUGAUUUAUUUGUUACAAGUGAGUUGUUACUUUAUGAACAAUCAAACAUAUCUGUUAGGUAAAUAGAUUUUUUUAUUUGUCCUUUUUGACUGGUUUGUUUUACUUAUAAUUUUAAAUGAAUUAAAUCUAGUGAAUGUAUCCAUUAUAAAUCGUUAUAUAUUCCUCAUAAUAAUUAUAAUGAUUAUACUCCAUUACUUCUAAAAACUUCAUUCUAUUUAUACUUAUGUAGCUACGUGUCUGUAACCAUGAUAUGUGUAAAGUAUGAUAUGUGAUGAAAUGUUACUGCAUUCAAUACUGGUUGUAAAGUGAAACUAUUUAAAAUAAAGUAACAGAAAUAAAUUA
Molecule: messenger RNA, 8184 nt
Organism: Leguminivora glycinivorella
Lineage: Eukaryota; Metazoa; Arthropoda; Insecta; Lepidoptera; Tortricidae
Gene: Mhcl
Product: unconventional myosin-XVIIIa
Exons: 38
Coding region: 300-6776 (2158 amino acids)
Cellular component (GO): myosin complex
Molecular function (GO): cytoskeletal motor activity; protein binding; ATP binding
Source: RefSeq, a predicted model, not a curated record